AAUCAAAGCCCCGGUCAGCCCACUACUGGUCAGGAGAUACCAAAAAGCCUUCCCUCUUCUCGUCUUCUCAUGGCUCCUCGGUUGAGGUCUUCAUUAGCCCCGCCCUCUCCGAGUAUCCUCGGAGCUCCGCCGCAGAAUCACCGGCGGCGUUCGUCCACCCCACCCCCUCCUCUCUCUGUUAACCCUUCCCCUCUACAACAAGCUGAGAUUAGCUUAGCUGGAAGCUUGAAGAAGCAGCAGAAGGAUGCACAGGUCACGCUCUCUGGAACGUCCCAGAGUCAGACCAAGCAGGUCAUGUUAUCAAGACUCCCUACCAAGGAUAGAUUGCACCGUUGGGGAGUAACACCGGAGGCACUAUGCGUACUAUGCGAGGCGACAGAGGAAACGCAUCAGCACUUAUUCUUUGAAUGCAGGUUUAGUGCUCAAGUGUGGAACUAUUAUGCUGUACUUUGCAGGCAAAACCCUCCUCAAGCAUCUACCAAUAUGUGUAUUGGGUGGAAAACGCAACACACAGCGAAGUGAGAGACAUGCCAAGGAUCAUCAAGUUCCUCCUCCAAGUCACGUUAUAUGAGUUAUGGAAAGAAAGAAAUCAUCGGAUUUUCCGGAGAAAGAAGAGAACACUGGAGCAUACUCGAUGGAAGAUCGACCGAACCAUCAGAACAAUUUUAAUAUCUAUCAAAGGGAAUUCACCCAAUGAUAGGGAGUCGAUACUUGCAGAUUGGUAUUACUUGACGCGAGAAACAAGAAGAUAAGCUAGUGUUGCUGUAAUUUUUGAGAUUUAUUACCAUUUCCUUAUGGGUUCCAAAAUCUUUUGCAUACUCGCAAAAGCGAGGUUGUAAUUUCUUUUGGUAUA
This is a messenger RNA of Tarenaya hassleriana, 853 nucleotides long. RefSeq lists its product as uncharacterized. The record is from RefSeq and is a predicted model, not a curated record. The transcript has 2 exons. NCBI's taxonomy places the organism in Eukaryota, Viridiplantae, Streptophyta, Magnoliopsida, Brassicales, Cleomaceae. The coding region runs from base 70 to 522 and encodes 150 amino acids.